AUGUCGGCGGGUAUCGCCGAUCGCCUCCUCUGUUUUCUCUACUUUUUUCCCCCCUCCUUUCUAGUAGAUCUGGAUAUGGAUCUUGUUGUUGAUGAUGAUAAUGGAACAGAUUGCAAGACGAGGCCUGCUGCUUUGACGUUCAAUCGGUGUAACAACCUUCAGCUAAGUGGAUUGAGGCAUGUCGAUAGCGCAAAUAACCACAUUUCGAUUACCAACUGCGCAGUUGUCACCAUCUCAAACAUUCAUAUAACUGCACCUGAAACUAGCCCUAACACCGAUGGCAUUGACAUCAGCAAUUCGAACCGUAUUGUGAUUCAUGAUUCUUACAUUGGAACAGGUGAUGACUGCAUUGCUAUGAUUAAUGGCUGCAAAUUUAUCAACAUUACUGGCGUAAAUUGCGGUCCAGGCCAUGGAAUAAGCAUUGGAAGCUUGGGAAAAAAUGGAAGUAGAGCUACAGUGGAAGAACUACAUGUGAAGAACUGUACCUUUAAUGGAACUCAAAAUGGGGCAAGGAUCAAGACAUGGCAAGGCGGAUCCGGAUAUGCUAAGACAAUUUCUUUUGUUGACAUUAUACUUAUUGAAACGGGCAACCCUAUAUUGAUUGACCAGUAUUAUUGUCCACACGACACUUGCAAAGAUCAAACAUCGGCAGUAGGAAUAAGCAAUGUGUCAUUUACUGGAUUUCGUGGAACAACUAAUACAAUAGAUGCAAUCCAACUCAACUGCAGUAAAAACGUACCUUGUACCGACAUUGAAUUGAAUCAGAUCAACAUAAUGCCAGCGCCUGAUAUGAAGCCGGGAACAAUUCUUCAAUCCACUUGCAUUAAUGCCCAUGGAACAUCUAACACAUCCAAUAACCCUAAAGUGACUUGUUUAAUUCAGUAG
Camellia sinensis is the source of this 885-nucleotide messenger RNA. NCBI's taxonomy places the organism in Eukaryota, Viridiplantae, Streptophyta, Magnoliopsida, Ericales, Theaceae. The record is from RefSeq and is a predicted model, not a curated record.